This is a messenger RNA of Penicillium subrubescens, 876 nucleotides long. RefSeq lists its product as uncharacterized. The record is from RefSeq and is a predicted model, not a curated record. The transcript has a single exon. NCBI's taxonomy places the organism in Eukaryota, Fungi, Ascomycota, Eurotiomycetes, Eurotiales, Aspergillaceae. Gene Ontology annotation, cellular component: membrane; EARP complex; GARP complex. Gene Ontology annotation, biological process: Golgi vesicle transport; Golgi organization; lysosomal transport. Bases 1 to 876 code for a protein of 291 amino acids.
AUGUCCACGCUAUCUUCUCCCCGACCUUCGAUUGCCUCUUCACGCGCUCAUUCACCGACCCCAGCAUCCUCACGGCCAUCUCUCGAUGCGCUGAACACAAACCUCCCCGGCGGGCUUAGUGCCUCGUCAACACCAUCCACCGCACGAGCAAUCUCCCCCAACCCACGCCGCAAUCGCUCCGCUCUACGAGACUACUACAAUCUCAAGCCUCCAGGCGCGGACUCUGGAAGUCCAGGCGGAAGCUUUCGAUCCCGCAGUGUUCCCCGAAAUACCGAUGCAGGCGAUAUUUCCAACCCAUCUACCCUGGCCUCGGGGACGGAGCUGGACAAUGCGGACUUCGACCCGCAGCGCUACGUCGACCACCUCCUAUCUACAUCCUCUCUUUCCACGAUCCUCAAAGCCGAGAACACCCUUGUCGGCGACAUUCGCACCCUCGACGGCGAGAGGAAGGCUUUGGUCUAUGAUAAUUACUCCAAGUUGAUCCGCGCCGUCGAGACAAUUGGCAAGAUGCGGAAGAGUAUGGAUGAGCGGGGUGCUCCUUUGACCAUGACCAAAACCCUCGGUCCGGCGAUUGCGUUUGUUGCUGAGACUGCGGGUGGGUUAAUCAAGGAGGGCGAGGAGCAAAGACGGCGAAUUAAAGAGGAAAGGGAGGCGGAGCCACCACAGCCUAAGAAGGCCGAGAAGGAGACCGUGAGGUGGGUGCUCGCGGCGCCUGAGCGCUUGGAGAAGCUUCUGGUAGAAGAGAAACAGACAGAGGCGGAGAAAGACUGGGAGGAGGUUCAACGCUUGCUCGAUGCCUGGGGCGAGGUCAAGGGUGUUGCAGAAGUACGGGCAGCUUGCGAGAAGGUCAUGGAGAAGCCAAGCAACGAUGACUGA